Messenger RNA from Amphibalanus amphitrite, 1579 nucleotides. RefSeq names its product mitotic spindle assembly checkpoint protein MAD2B-like. The transcript is spliced from 2 exons. The record is from RefSeq and is a predicted model, not a curated record. Gene Ontology annotation, cellular component: zeta DNA polymerase complex. NCBI's taxonomy places the organism in Eukaryota, Metazoa, Arthropoda, Thecostraca, Balanomorpha, Balanidae. The coding region runs from base 244 to 864 and encodes 206 amino acids.
GGUUCUAAGCAUGGGCGUCGAAACCGGGGGGACGGGGGAGUAGUAAAGUAAUCUUAGACGGAGGGACUCAUUCCCCCUAGUCGAGGAAUCUGGGGGGACGUCCCUCGCAAGAAAUAUUCUAAUGAAUGAUUUAAAGGGUGACUUAUGAAUUGCACGUAACUUGAAGCAUUGGUAGAAAUACGAAAAAAAUCAAAUGAAACCUGGUAAUCUGAUUGAUUGGUAGAUUACCAAUUACAGUUAAUCAUGGCCGCCUGUGACAUUGCCUUGGAACUUUUAGAAACCAUACUUCAUUCUGUAUUAUAUCUACGCAAGCUCUACCCUGAAGCGAUUUUCCGCAAGCGGCAGAAGUACCGGAUCCCCGUGCACAUGUCCGUGCACAAGGGUGUCAAUGAGUACGUGUCGGCCAGUGUGCGCGCGCUGCGCCCCUACUUGGAGCGGCGGCUGCUCGAGUCGGUGUCGGUGGUCGUGACCGACCCGGCCGGCCGACACUUUGAAACGCUCGCCGUCGAGCUGCGCGUGCUCGACGCGGCGGCCAUCUGUGCGCGCGACGACCCGUGCCUGGCGCGCCUGGAGGCGUCGCUGUCGGGCCUGCUGCUGGGUCUGAGCGCCACGCUGGGCGACUGCGACCCGCCGCCGGCCGGCUCCACGUUCCAGCUGCAGGCCGCCGCCAGCCGCUGUCUGCCCGAGUCGCUGGACGCGGCCGCCGAGUUUCCGCUCACCAUCACAGACUCGGCGGCGCCGCACGGACCCACAGCGGCGGCCGAGGACGGGCCGGGGACCGAGGGCUGCUCCGUGCUGCCCGUCCGUUCCGUUAGAAACGAGCUGUUCGCGCUGGAGGUGACCCUCCGCAGACCGACUGGAUGACGAGGGGACCUGUGAAGUGCCCCUCCGUGGGCUGACCGAUGGGUCUGUGGGGUGACCCUCCAUAGACCGGCUGACCGGCGGGUCUGUGAAGUGACUGUGAGGUGACCGUCCGUUGGCUGACCGAUGGGUCUGUGGAGUGUGGGGUGACCCUCCAUAGACCGGCUGACCGGCGGGUCUGUGAAGUGACUGUGAGGUGAUUGAUGGGUCUGUGGAGUGUGGGGUGACCCUCCAUAGACCGGCUGACCGGCGGGUCUGUAACCGACACACCCGCGAGGACCCGAGCGAUGGCUGCUGGACUGACUACGGACUGUCACUGUAAAGGUGUAUUUCAUACCCAGAGAUGGAUGAGGGAAGCUGCCUUUUGGCAUGACAUGGAAAGAUCAACUGACUGGCUAGGCAGAUCCCUAGCAUUCUGUUCCGUGCAUUUGUGCUUUUUCUGCAACGUGAUACUUGUUCGAACAGUUCGAAGUUGAUGUGACGCUGCCUGGCUCAUGCUGGUGUCAGGUGUUUGUAUGUUUUCCGUGAAAACAAAUCACUCCAUCGUUUGCUCUUUGUUGGUGCGUGAAUGAGGUGUAAUUUUGAGUUAAAUAUGCAAUCUGUGUGCUCCGCUGCUUCAUAGUUCGCUGUUUAUCCGCUCGAUUUUCUUAAAAACGCUAGUAAGGCUCUGUAAUGCUCCAGUCGUUUUGGUGGUCAUGCCCUUUGGCUCAAGUCUCAA